This is a messenger RNA of Tympanuchus pallidicinctus (lesser prairie-chicken), 7221 nucleotides long. Its product is annotated as gonadotropin-releasing hormone II receptor-like. Gene Ontology annotation, biological process: G protein-coupled receptor signaling pathway. Gene Ontology annotation, cellular component: membrane. Gene Ontology annotation, molecular function: gonadotropin-releasing hormone receptor activity; peptide binding. The coding region runs from base 2140 to 3267 and encodes 375 amino acids. Lineage: Eukaryota; Metazoa; Chordata; Aves; Galliformes; Phasianidae. The transcript is spliced from 7 exons. The record is from RefSeq and is a predicted model, not a curated record.
AGAACAGCUUGAAUGACAUCAUUGGGGUGUUAGUGAGACACACAUUCAACGCAGGGCUGCCCCAAAGCAAGCAGUUUCCAUACAGCUUCUACGUGGCUCGGGCAUGAGUUUGUAUUUGGAUAUUAUGCACCACAAACUCAAAAGCAUGUUGAGGGAGCUGGAAAACAAAGCACGUGAAGGUGCCUCAAUGCUUCAAACAUCAUUGCCUGAAUUUGGGACGAUUAAGAUCAGGUCAAGGCAGGGAGGGUGGCAGCUGAUUGAUGCUGGCAAAGGACUGUCAGGAUUUCAUGAACUGGAGCAUCAAGCCAAGAGCUGCUCUUUGGCAACAUCUGCAUAACCCACAGUGCCUUCUGGGAAUGGAUUUGCAAAUGGCAACCCCCAAAAAAGCAGCACCAUGUCCUCCCCAGGAGGGAAAGAGGAUGCCAUGGUGAGUUCUGUGGCUCAGCUCCAUCCUGUGGAUACAGCUUUUCCUGUAAGAAACAUCAGAUUUGGGUCCAAACACCCUGGGGAGCGUGAGAGAGAGAAGGGCGUUUGAUGCACACGGCCAGCAGGAAGAGACAGGAGGUGAUGGAAGCAGAGAGUAAAAAUAGGAUGGAUGAAAGAGGGCACGGAAGACGAGGAGGAGGAGAGCCACUAAAACCUAUCCAAAACCAAGAGCAAAAUUGUUCGCUUCCGUAGGUUAGUCACAAUGAAAACAUUUGGAUUUCAUCACUUCCAGCUCAAGAAAAAUAGCAGGGUCAGGCAGCAAGGUCACUGGGCAGGUCACCAAACCUAUGAGCUGAUGGACUACACCUUGAGGCUUGUUCUACAGAAACCAACUCACCUCUCUCAUCCACUUUAGGCAUGGCAAAGGGUAGGUGUGAGGGGAGAGCAUCCUCCUUGUCAGCUUGCUCACCUUCCUGCCAUCCUUCCCAGCUCCCUAUGGACAUUGCUAGGAACGACUGACCAUGGCUCACUGAGCUCUGCAACACCAGGCUACCAAAAACCAACCACUCUGAUGAGACUGAGCAUUGAGAACGUUUUUCUCGAUGCUUAGAGGCACAGCACACCUGAAGAAGGGUCUGAGUGCUGCAGCACCUCUGAAUCCAGAAACAGAGCAUUAUUGCACAAAGAAACACCCAAAGAAGUUGUAAAGAUGUCUGCGAACAGCUGUGUGCACCCCACUGGGCACAGCCUUCUCGCUGUAUGGUUUUGCCACAGUGACACCCAAUGUAUAUAUUGAACCACCCCUUGCAGAGGGGUUCGCAGGUGUGCUGUGACCCCCUCGCUGCUUUCUGCGGUGAGUAUUUCAGCAAACUGGUGUGAUGCACAGCUCCAGUGCAGAUUUUAGUGAGCAGGAGGAGAGCAGGGAGCCAUGCACUGUCUGCUGUGGACUUUGGGGAAGAAUAGAAGCCAUUCCAGGGCUGAGCUCAUCUCUAACCCCGGGAAAUGACUUCAUGGACACUGGUAUUUACUCACAAAAACACCGCAUGUCAGAUGUCUCUGACUAGACUUUCUGUUUCAAGUCCAGUAUGAGACAAGAAUUUCCUUGGACGAGCGGCUCCGGAGACAAUUCAGGGCUUGGAGGAGGAAAAGAAGAACCAGAAGAAAAAUGUCUGCAUUUGAGAGUCUGAAGGGUGCAAAGAGCUAAGUGAAAGGAAAAAUCAAGAUGUGGGGCUGCAUUCCUCUCCGCUUUGUCCAGAAGAGAAGGCUGCUGCCAUGAGUGGGCUCACACCCAGCUCCUGUGUGCUUUCAGUGCUUUUUUCUGCCCCAGGAACAGUCUCUCCUCACGGAUGUCCAUGCCAGAAAACCGAUGCGGUGCAUGCUGGCGCUGGUCCCUGAUGGGGCCACGUUUGGUCACAACAGCAACAGACAACAUCCUGAGCGCUGGCCACUUCUUGCCAUCCAUCAGCUCCACUCCCACAGCCGGCUCAUUAGGACUAAAAGCGGAUCGCUCGUUAAGCCAGCAGGGCAGGGGUGCCCACCUCCAGGUUUGCUGCAGGGAAUGUUUGCGUCGGCGUUGCCUUCUCCAGAUGCCAGGGGCUGCAUACAUCUCUGCUAAUAGCAGCGAGCUGCCGGCUGUGCAGACGCACGGAUGCUCAGCACUGGAGCUGCCUGACUUGCUGCGGGGACGGGCAGCAUUUCUCUUCGCUUCAGGGCAUGUGUGUGCCAGCUGCUUUAAUUGAAGCUGAACCACCCCACCACCCCACCACGGAGGGGGUCACCAACGCCUCGGCCGCUCACUGCCCGCAGCACUGGGUCGAGCCCCGGUUCACGCAGGCUGCAAAGGUGCGCGUGGCCGUCACAGCCAUCUUCUUCUUGCUGGCAGCAUGCAGCAAUACAGCAGUGCUGGGCAGCCUGCUGAGGAAGAGGAAGAAGUGCCACGUGCGGCCACUAAUUCUCAGCCUGGCGCUGGCCGACCUGCUGGUGACGGUGGCAGUGAUGCCCUUGGAUGCAGCAUGGAAUGUGACGGUGCAGUGGUACGGCGGAGACCUUUCCUGCAAGCUCCUCAACUUCCUCAAGCUCUUUGCCAUGUAUGUGGCUGCCCUGGUGCUGGUGGUCAUCAGCCUGGACCGGCAUGCUGCCGUCCUCCAGCCCUUUGCUCGUGCCCGACGCCGCAAUGGGCUGCUGUUGCGUGCUGCAUGGCUGGGCAGUGUGCUGCUAGCAUCACCCCAGCUAUUUCUCUUCCACCUGCACACGGUCCCAGGAGGGAACUUCACACAGUGUGUUACUCACGGCAGCUUCCGAGCACACUGGGAAGAAACUGUCUACAACAUGUUCACCUUCACCACCCUCUAUAUCACCCCCCUGAGCAUCAUGAUUGUUUGCUACGUCCGAAUCAUUUGGGAGAUCAGUAAGCAGCUAAAGAUCAACAAAAGUCUGGUAAGAAGUCAAAAUGACCACAUCUCCAAGGCACGCAUGAAGACUCUCAAGAUGACCAUUGUGAUUGUUGCCACCUUCAUCAUCUGCUGGACCCCGUACUACCUCCUGGGCUUGUGGUACUGGUUCCAGCCAGCCAUGAUCCAGAGGAUGCCUGAAUACAUCAACCACAGCUUCUUUCUCUUCGGCUUGCUGCACACAUGCACCGACCCCAUCAUUUAUGGGCUGUACACCCCCUCGUUUAGAGAGGACGUGCAGUCGUGUCUCAGGGGAAUUGAAGCAGCCAUUACCAGGCAUGAGAGACACAAACCCGUCUUAGUCUCAGAGAAGACCACCAAAGAUGGGGCUGUCAAUGGCCAGGUGGCAUCGGGUGGCUCCAAUGGGACAACCGUUAACACGGUGUGCUGAAGAGAUGUACCAGAAGGAGACUAGCAGCAUCAGGGGCUGCUUUGUCUGGAUGAUUUUGGAGACAAGUCCACUGACUGACUGUGGGGGGUGUGGGUCUAUAGCCAUAAACCAUGAACAUUUCUCCUGCCUGUACUGAGAGUGAAUCCUCAGGUAGGAGCUACUCUCUCACCCAGCACAAGGAAGAUGCAGCAGAGGGGCUGGGCCUCAUUUAUUAGAGACCGACAAGCCUGAGGUCUUGUCCAGUCUUCUCCUUGCUAUGGCAUCCAUAAAAGCAAUUUUGGGGUCAUUGCCUGACCCAUCUCCCCUCAGGCUGCCCCUGUAGGGAGGGAGGAGAUGCUGUGGGGAUGGAGACAGACAAGAACGACAAGAAAGACAAGAGCUGCAGUGGGCUGAGAUAGGAUUGAAAGGGACACAGUGGUGUCUCACCUCAUGCAAGGGUGGUGUGGAUACGUCCUUACGUAGCAACAAUCUGGGACACAGGAUUGACCAGGAGUAAGUAUUUGGGGUAACCAAAGGGUGAGAACAAGACCUGCUGCUGCCUAGCCCCUCCCAACUGCCAUCUUGCACGUGCUAACAGAACUAAACCCACCUUUUCUCCUCCCUGCUUUCUCCUUUACCAUGCACUCAUGUCUGCUUUGCCCUACCACCCACACCUCACUGCUGACUCCAAUCAGAGUGCAUGCAGCCAGGUGCACUUGAUGACCCUGUGCAUCCUAAGGAGGACUGUGAUGGGAAACACCUGUGGGGGGAGGGCUCAUCAGCUGCUGUGGGUGCCAGCUGGGUGCUGAUGGCCUUUAAAUGCACAGCACAGAGCAGAGAAGCUGCUAGAAGAGGCAGGGUGGAGGAAGGAAGGAAGGAGGGAGUUGGCUGAGCUCUGGUGAGUAAAAUGGUUUAUUUUUUAUUUUGUUUUUAUUUAUUUAUUGUCUUUUCAUUGCUGUGCCAGAAGUUUAUGGAGGUCUUUGUCUUUAGGUGUAUGUUGAAGGUAUGAAUUUAUUCAGCUGUGUUGUUAUCUCCUAUGCAGUUAGGGGUAAUUGAUUACUUCUCUGUGAGAUGCUUGUUAUUAAAUGUUUGGGGUUUUUUUUGUUUCUGAAGGCAGCUUUAGUUGGAGCUAAGAGGAGUUCUUUAGUGCUGCUGGUUGGCUGUUUUUUGUUGUGUGAAGUCCUUGGGCAAAUGAGGUUCUGGAUUUGUCAGGAAACAGUUCUGAGUAUUUUUGUGACUACUGUAGCUUUGAAUGAGCACUUGAGUUCUAUCAGCAUGAACUUAUUAAUAAGACUCUUGACUUGUGGCUGUAAAUGUGUGUAUGGGGAAGCUGAGAUCCUCCUGGAAAUCAAUUACUUUAUGAGAAGCCUGGAGUGAUGAAUCUCUGUUGGUAAGAAAGGACCUGGACUGGUCUCCCAGUGCCCAGCCCACAAAAACCAAGUGGGGUUUAAACAAAAGGAGUGGUAAGUGGUGUUUGCUGGGCAGCUGUGGUGCUUUGGGUGAUAGCAGGCUGGGGACAGAGGUUGAGUACUUGCCUUUCACUAUGUUAAGCAUUGUCUCAACGGCUCAAAGGGAUCAAUCAGAGCUGUAAGAGCCCAGUCAGCCAACUGGGAUUAAUUUGAGCCCUUCAGAAAGCAUCUGAACUCCAGUGAGAUAUGUAAUUGCCUUUUGGCUUUUCUGGGCUUGCUCUACUAGAGGUUAAUUAUGCAAUGCCAGCAGAGUAGGGCUCAUGGUGCCAGGCUGUCUUGGUUUGACUGGUGCCAGUAAGGUUUCUUCAAGGGUGGUGGGGAAGGCAACUUGCUCAUCAGACCCUCCUUUAGCAACCCUAUCUGUAGCAGGGGCUUAGAACUAGAUGAGCUUCAACGUCCAUUCCAACUUAUGCUAUUCUACGUUCUACUGGUCCUGCUGUAAGGCUGAAGAUCCCUAUGGGGGGAAAAAUGUGUUGGUUGUUUGAGCCUUGAAUUAGUGGCGAAGUGCGUUUAAUCUCUUAGAUAUUCUUUAGUGAAUUUCUGCUGAGUGGGAGCAAAUUGUAUCCAGACUUAUUUAAGGUCACUUGUCUACUCUUGUAUGGUGUUAAGAGAGCUUGUAGGCAUUUAAGAAGUGUGUUUCCUUUUGGGAGGGGCUUGUUACCUUUAUGGCCUAUAGGUAUAGUGGGAGAGCGUAAAGUGUUCUGGCUUUGGGAUAUUUUUAAGGAAUUCUUUCCUACGAGGGUGGUGAGGCACAGGGAGAGGUUGUCCAGAGAAGCUGUGGCAGCCACAUCCCUGGAGGUGCUCGAGGCCAGGCUGGAUGAGGCUUCGAGCAGCCUGGUGUAGCAGAAAGCGUCCCUGCUCAUACUGGGGAGGUUAAACUAGAUGAUGUUAAAGCUCCAUUUCAAACCCAUGCUAUGAACUGUGGCACAAUAGGAAAACUCUUCUCCUUGGGAUGCUGGGGAGGACACAUCCCUCAGUCCUUGGGAUGUGGUCCCCAAGAUGCUUGUGGGUGCUUUGUGCAUGCUGUGCAUUACUCCCUACUGCUUUCUUUCUUCCCUUCUCUGGUGCUUAAAGGCUGACAUUUCGGCGAGCUCAGAGCAUGGGCAAGAUGCCCAAAGUGACAGCUUUCAUGAUAGAAGGGAAAUGUCACUGGGGGAGUGUGCUGCCAAGCAGUACCCUGCUCCUCCUCGCCCCGCGUGCUUCUGCUUUCUGCCCUGGUUGCCUGCCUGCACAGCCUCAGCUGUGGCACUGAGGGACAUGGCCCAGUGGGGAUGGUGGGGAUGGGCUGAUGUUGGACUUGGUGACCUCUGGAGGUCUUUUCCAAUCUUAAUGACUCUAUGAUUCUAACCCUCUGCUUCAGACAGUGUUUCUUUCUUCAGGAAGAAGCUCUGAUUUGUUUUCCAUUAGCGUUUUUAUAGCGCUGUGCGUGUUCAAAGAGCCACACAAGUGGCUUAAGAGCUUAACGGAACCUCAGGUUAAUUCAGAAUAUUGUUGGUUAUUCAACACAACACUCUCAUUAAUUCAGUUGACUGCAUCUCGCCACGUUGGGAAACACAUGAUCAGCAGGGAGCACAGAAAACAAGCACCAGAGUUGGCUAUUAAGUAUUUUGAUGGCCCACUAAGAUAGAAUGCAUUCAUUUUCCUAUUGCCUUUGAGAUCAGCAGUCCCAGAUGGGGCUCUAGAGCUCCAAAGAACCACCAGCCCAUGGUUCCCUGCAGCCCCUCUCUCCUGUGGGUCUGCUCAAACCCGGGAGUGGAAAAAUCCACUCUUUGGUAUUGCUGGUUUAACACAGCGCUGGUUUAAAGCCAAAUAAAAGCCCAGACAGACACUGGGAGAUAGUGCUGAAUGGCCACUAUGCAUUAAUUCGUUCUGCUUAUCCUUCAGGAAAUUUCUCUAUGCAAAGGAGCCUUCAAACCGUGCCAUGUUUCUUCCCAUCUGUUCCUUCUGCCUGGCUGCUGGGCUCCAGGUCUGUGCCUUUCCCUGCAGCAAAGCAACCAUCCAUCAAACAACUGCUGCUUCAGCCCCUUCUUUUUCAAAGGGCCCCGGAUAUCCCAUCUGUUCCCAAAGAUGUUUUACUUGCAGGCACACACCAAGGCUCUUACCAACACAAUACCACCCUCCAGACAGCACCAAACAGCUUUAGGAUUUCUGCCUGGCAUCCUACCUACCCUAAACCCAUGGCACAUUAAAGAUCACUUGUUGAAAUAGACCAAAAGCAGGCAAAAAAAGUCUCAGAAACACAAUGCAUGUUUCAAACCCCAAAUUCCUAGAUUGAAAUAUCCAGCUACUGUAGCUGAAUCUGUUGUGAAUUGUUGGUUUAUGUAUAUUUUAAUUGCAAAUCAGAGCUAUAAUUAGCACGUAUGUUUUGUGGGCUGUGGCAAUGCAAUGUGCUGUACCAGUGAGCAUUAUUAAUGGACUGUAAAAGGCAAUGGGGAAUUGGACUAUAAUGUUCUUGUUUUGCAAGCUGUAUGGUGAAUAAAUAAAUUGGUCUUGGCAGUAAAAUUAA